Mus pahari (shrew mouse) is the source of this 1972-nucleotide messenger RNA. It is a transcript of the gene Wtip, whose product is annotated as WT1 interacting protein. Gene Ontology annotation, molecular function: transcription corepressor activity. Gene Ontology annotation, cellular component: adherens junction; nucleus; transcription regulator complex. Gene Ontology annotation, biological process: negative regulation of hippo signaling; positive regulation of miRNA-mediated gene silencing; regulation of DNA-templated transcription. The record is from RefSeq and is a predicted model, not a curated record. NCBI's taxonomy places the organism in Eukaryota, Metazoa, Chordata, Mammalia, Rodentia, Muridae. The transcript has 8 exons. The coding region runs from base 200 to 1396 and encodes 398 amino acids.
GCCUCCGUUCCUCCCUCCCCGCCACGGCCCCGCGCGCGAGUGCGGCCCACGCCGAGCGACCGCGACCCGGGUCCCGCCCCGCCCCGCGCCCAGGGGUCCCGGGGCGGGCUGCGGGCCGGCGGACGAUGCGGCGGCGCUGCCGGAGCGGCGGCGGCGGGCGGCGGAGGCGGAGGUGACGCGCCGCGGCGGGCCGACGGCCAUGCAGCGCUCGCGGACGGCCGCGGACGACGCGGCUCUGCUCCUGGCCGGGCUGGGCCUGCGCGAGCCGGAGCCGACCGCCGGCUCCCCAGGGCGCGUGCGGCGCGGGCCGAGGGCCGUGGACGAGGCGGCGCCCGCGUCGGGCCGCCGAGGCAAGGGCGGCGGCAUCGGACCCGAGGCCGCGCCCGACGUCCCGAGCCGCCCCGAGCGAGGCCCGCGCGCCAGCCUGGCGGGCUCGGACGGCGGCAGCGCGCGCUCGAGCGGUAUCAGCCUGGGCUACGACCAGCGCCACGGCCACGGCCCCGGGCCGCCGUCGGGGGGCAGCGCGCGCUCCAGCGUGUCCAGCCUGGGCUCCCGUGGCUCAGCGGGCGCCUGUGCAGACCUGCUGCCGCCCGGCGUCGGCCCCGCGCCCGCCCGCUCUCCGGAGCCUGCCCAGUUUCCCUUCCCGUUGCCGUCGCUGCCGCUGCCCCCGGGCCGGGAGGGCGGCCCGAGUGCGGCCGAGCGGCGGCUGGAGGCGCUCACGCGGGAACUGGAGCGCGCGCUCGAGGCGCGCACGGCGCGAGACUACUUUGGCAUUUGUAUCAAGUGUGGCCUCGGCAUCUACGGAGCGAGGCAGGCGUGCCAGGCGAUGGGGAGCCUGUAUCACACCGACUGCUUCAUCUGUGACUCCUGCGGGAGACGGCUCCGUGGGAAGGCCUUCUAUAACGUGGGUGAGAAAGUGUACUGCCAGGAGGACUUCCUGUACUCCGGGUUCCAGCAAACAGCUGACAAGUGUAGCGUGUGUGGACACCUCAUCAUGGAGAUGAUUCUGCAGGCCCUUGGCAAGUCCUACCACCCGGGCUGCUUCCGCUGCUCAGUGUGCAACGAGUGCUUGGAUGGGGUUCCCUUUACUGUGGAUGUGGAGAACAACAUUUACUGUGUUAGAGAUUAUCAUACGGUGUUUGCACCAAAAUGUGCCUCCUGUGCCCGCCCCAUCCUCCCUGCACAGGGCUGUGAGACAACCAUUCGUGUGGUGUCCAUGGACAGAGACUACCAUGUGGAGUGUUACCACUGUGAGGACUGUGGGCUGCAGCUGAGCGGGGAGGAGGGACGCCGCUGCUACCCCCUGGAGGGGCACCUGCUCUGCCGUCGAUGCCACCUGAGGCGCCUUGGACAGGGCCCACUCCCCUCGCCUGCUGUGCAUGUGACUGAGCUCUGAGAAGCAGCAUCAGGGAGAGAGGAGAGAAGUGACUCACGCUCCUCCUCACCCCACCCCUCCAGCUGCUGUCCCUUCCGCAGGGGCCGGACCCCCGCAACAGAGAAGCAUUUCUAUUUAUUCACCUUCUGUGCCUCAAGUCACUUCCCCUGCUGGAUUCCAGGACACCCACACCAUAGACUACCUUCCUCAACCGGUCUUGGCUCCCAUGGCAGGGAUUGGAGGGCCUUGGAGCCGGUGGGGACAGGUGCCUUAUUUGUGUGUGACCACAGAGCCAGGGAGCAUCGACAACCUGGGACAUACCACGAUUUGGCCUUGAUGGGUAUUUUCAGCUGCAGUUCUCUGCCUCUCUGAAUCCUGGCUUGGGGUGCUUUUCCAGCAUCCACAGUCUCAGAAGACCCAGGAGCAGAGGGGGAUGGGGCGCAUCAGGGGGCUCCCUACAGACCCUGCCAGGGAACAUCUGUGCACACUGUAUCAGGCUCCACUACCAAAGCGUAUGAUUUGACUUAAAUUAAGUUUUUUUUCCCUUCUGGAGGAUGUUUGCAUUUUCUUUAAAAGAAUAUAGUUUUCUUCUAAAAA